UUGCGAUGGACUGGCAUGGCACGGCUCGGCUCGGAUUCCUCCUGCUCGCGCUGCGCGGACUGCGGGGGUUCAGCGCCGCCUGCCCCGCCGCCUGCACCUGCACGGUGGCGCGGAUCGCGUGCGUCGACGGAGCGGCGCCGAGCAUAGAGGAUUUCCCGAUGCUCACGCUGGACGACACGGAAAACAUCACCGACAUAUUCAUCGCAAAUCAAAACAGGUUGUUUGAGCUCAACGACAACAGUCUGAGGCACUACAUAAACCUCCGGAACCUAACGGUGACCAGGACCAGACUGACGUCGAUAUCCCCGGAUGCCUUUUACAACAAUACAAGACUACAUUAUGUGAAUUUGCAAGACAACAACCUGUCGACGCUGUCAUGGAGGACCUUUCAGAACUAUAACAUCUCUUAUCCGCUCCUCCUGUCCGGAAACCCUUUGGACUGCAUCUGCGAGAACCUCUGGAUCAAACUGAGGAGCCAGGAGGAACCCGACAGCCAAGAUCUGCAAUGCAAGGACGAGCAAGGAGCAACAAAAGCCUUCGUUACGCUGACUCCGCCCGACUGCGUGGUUCCUCAAGUAGAGGUCACCCCCACGUUGGUGACCGAGAUGCAGGGCGGCGAUGUCGAAGCGUUGUGUAGCGCUUCAGGCUCGCCGCCUCCAGAGAUCCUGUGGAACCUGGACAUGAUUUUCUCGCACUACGAGAUUGACCCCAUGGAAACGGCGAGCAGGAUAACCUUAACCGACCUCUCUCCCGAGGACAACGGGCAGGUGAUCACAUGCACUGCUGAGAACAUGGUGGGUCAGACGGAGGCCACCCUGCAGCUCAACAUCCACUUCGCCCCCACCAUCCAGCAGCUGUUGGAACCGGAGCAGGGCCACCACUGGUGCAUCCCCUUCAGCAUGACGGGCAACCCCAAGCCAGAGCUGCAGUGGUACUUUGAGAACGUGACGCUGGAGGAGCAGGACUACAUCCGGACCAUGAUCCACCAGUCCACCAAGAGCGAGUACCACGGCUGCCUGCAGCUGGUCAACCCCACGCACAUUCACAACGGCGUCUACCGCCUGGUGGCCAAGAACCGAUACGGCCGUGACGAGAAGAUGGUGGCAGCGCAGUUCAUCGACCCACCCUACGACCACACAGAAGAUCCUUUCUACUACUACUCGCCGCUUCCGCCAAUGGAUGACAGCAUUGCUGUUUACGUGGUGGUGGGAAUCGCCGGCGUGGCUUUGAUGGGCUGCGUUCUUAUGGUGAUCAUUCUCAAAUACGGAAGGAACUCCAAGUUUGGAAUUAAAGGCUCCUCGUCGGUCAUCAGCAACGACGACGACUCGGCCAGCCCCCUCCACCACGUCUCCAACGGCAACAACACGCCAUCGUCCUCCGAGAUGGCGCCCGACGCCGUCAUCAUCGGGAUGACCAAGAUCCCCGUCAUCGAGAACCCGCAGUACUUCGGCAACACAGGCAGCAUGUUGAAACCAGACACGUUCGUGCAGCAUAUCAAGAGACACAACAUCGUGCUGAAGCGCGAGCUGGGCGAGGGCGCCUUCGGCAAGGUCUUCCUGGCCGAGUGCUACAACCUGACACCCGACCACGACAAGAUCCACGUGGCCGUCAAGACCCUGAAGGAGGCCAGCGAGAGCGGGCGUGCCGAUUUCUACCGGGAGGCGGAGCUGCUCACCAACCUGCAGCACGAGCACAUCGUCACCUUCUACGGCGUGUGCGUGGACAGCGACCCCCUCAUCAUGGUCUUUGAGUACAUGAAGCAUGGAGACCUCAACAAGUUCCUCAGGUCCCACGGUCCGGACGCGGUGCUUAUGGCGGACGGGCAGCACAGCAUCCUGGUGGAGCUGACGCAGUCGCAGAUGCUGCACAUCGCGCAGCAGAUCGCAGCCGGGAUGGUCUACCUGGCGUCGCAGCACUUUGUGCACAGAGACCUGGCCACCAGGAACUGCCUGGUGGGCGAGAACCUGCUGGUCAAGAUCGGAGACUUUGGCAUGUCCAGAGACGUCUACAGCACUGACUACUACAGAGUGGGCGGCCACACGAUGCUGCCCAUCCGCUGGAUGCCCCCGGAGAGCAUCAUGUACCGACGCUUCACCACCGAGAGCGACGUGUGGAGCCUGGGCGUGGUCCUCUGGGAGAUCUUCACCUACGGCAAGCAGCCCUGGUACCAGCUCUCCAACAAUGAGGUUAUCGAGUGCAUCACGCAGGGCCGUGUGCUCCAGCGGCCGCGCACCUGCCCCAAGGAGGUUUACGACCUGAUGCUGGGCUGCUGGCAGAGGGAGCCCUACAUGAGGCUCAACAUCAAGGAGAUCCACGCCAUGCUCCAGAGCCUCGCCAAGGCUUCUCCCGUCUACCUGGACAUACUGGGCUGAGGCGAUUGCUACUACGUCCUGCUGUACAGUACGUGUGUGUGUGUGUGUGAGUGUGUGCGUGUGUGCCAGGGGGAUGGCGUCUGGCAGUGUAAAGUUCAUAGAGUUAAAAGAGGUGCUGAUAAUCCUCUGCGUGUAAAUGUCCCCUGUAAAUGUUAACCGUCGUCAAUGCAUUGAGAAAAAGCCUUAAAUUCGCGAGUCAUUUCUGCUUUACAUAUUCCCUCGCUGUGCGUACAGUAGCAGGCAGGUUUCAACAGGAGGGGGCCUUCGAUGCAUUGUUGGUCAGGUGACUACGUCCCAACACUCUUGAGACUAAAUGCGAUUUUGUCUUCAUGCAUAUUUACCACGUGUGCACAAAGGGAACACAGUCCAAGCAUUCUACACAGCCCAAGCAUUUAAAUACGACAAAUAGAGUUAAUAUAAAAUCCUACAAAAAUAUGGGAAUAUAUUACAAGACUUAAAAAAUAAUGUUUUUAAAAAUUUAAUCAUAUGUCUUAUAUAUAAUUCUACAAUUCUAUCUUAUUGGUCCUUUUUGUUUGUUAUUUUUACACAAAGUAAAGUCUGUGAUUAUAGCCAUACAGUAUAUAUAAUUAUUGUGUAUUUAUUAUUAACUUAUUUUUAUCCUCAUUAUUAUUAUUUAUAAUUCUAAUCUUAUAUACGGGCAUACACUUUAUAGCACAACAUUUCUGGUAGAUUAAAAUGGAGCCCACACACCUCGGUAAGGUCCAUUGAAAAAUAUAUUUAAAUAUAAUAUAAAACCAAAUGAUAUACUGAUACAGUAUUAUAUAUGAUUAUGUAUAUAAUGAUCAUUCUGUCAAAAUUGGAAAAGGUUACCAAAGCCACUCCUUUAUAUACAUAUUUUUUUUAAAACCCUGUUUAGUGCACUGAACCAUAUUUUAAACUUAAGUUAAAAUGGACCCCAUGCACCACGAAUUAAAUAUAAUUAGAUAGUAUACUGAUGUACAGUAUAUGUGCAAUAAAUUCAAUGAUACAUCUUAAAAGUGUGGAGAAACUUACCAAAGGUAAAAUAAAAUAAAAAAGAAUAAUAAUUGUCAUGUACUACACACUGUUUUGAAGGUUAAAAUGAAUAAAAUCUUCCAUCCAUUUUUUACACUCCUUAGCCACACUAGGGUCACGGGUAUGCUGGAGCCUAUCCUAGCUAACUUGCGGGCGACAGGCGGGGUACACCCUGAACUGGUCGCCAGCCAAUUGCAGGGCACAUGGAAACUAACAACCAUUCGCACUCACAUUCAUACCUUCGGACAAUUUAGAGUCUUCAAUUAACCUCCCGUGCAUGUUUUUGGGAUGCGGGAGGAAACCGGAGUACCCGGAGAAAACCCACGCAGGCACAGGGAGAACAUGCAAGCUCCACACAGGCGAGGCCGGAUGUGAACCAGAGUCCUCAGAACCGUGAGGCGGAUGUGCUAACCACUCGUCCGCCUUGCCGCUCAAUGCGUGCCCAUUGAUAAAACAUUUUUUAUAUAUACUAAACCCCAUCUAUUUAAGCAAGGAGAUUAUUUAUUUAGCGUUAAUUUCUCAGCAUCCUUUUCCCCAUCAAUGUCAUAUUUUCUGUAAAUAUGUUUCCACAGACUAGCCAUCCAUAUACGACGACCGUGUGGUGUUUUCAAUGUUGUCAGGAGUGCUUUGAGCAAUUGUAUUAUUUAAUGUACUUAAAAAGCACACAGAUGUUGAGAGUCUGAGCUGUGUCUCUUCCCCCUCCCCCCAAAAAAACAAAAAAACAAGCACACAGCUUAUUUUAUAUUUUUACAGAUUUCAUUUUUUAAUCCACCAGCAGCAUCAUCUUUUUUUUUUAAGUCGAUCUAUGUUGUACAGGUGAUAAGAAGGGGAGUGCGAAUUAUUAAAAAGAAUCCUAAAAAAGUAUUAUUGUUUAUGAAAUAUCUGACCCUUUUUUGGUUAGAAUAUCAAAGCAAUUAUGCGUUAAUGUUGUCCUGGCAUGUCCUGAAAGCACUUACAGCUAGCUGAGCGUCCGGUCGUGGGAUUGCUUUGAUAUACUGCAAUGAAUUAGCCAACGUUCUAGUCGUUCAUUUUGUCUGCAUUUCCAACAACGGCAUCUCCUGUCCGAAGGGAUGGGGUUUGCAGAAUAACUCACGAUACGGUAUUGCCAACGGUAACAUCUUGAUACAGAAAUUAUCUGAUAAUCAAUAAACUGGGUGGGGGGCGCGGAAUCAUGGAGGAUUGUCAUGAUGUGGUCUUGAGAUAUUGUGCCAGUUAUAAUUAUGCAAUAAUCGAGAAAAAAAAACAAAAAACACGCAAUUGCACAUAUUGGACAUAUACAUAUUGGAAUUUCUAGGCACAGGAAUCCAAUGACGACUCGCGAUUCGGUAUUAUUGCAAAAUUUUGCCAACGGUAAUUGAAAAAAAAAAAGAAAAAACAUUGAUAUCAGAGAAACUUCUGAUACCUUAUUUGACGAUUUAUAUUUUACAAAUUAGAUAAUAUCAUGAUAGAUUGGGUAAAAAAAAAAAUGUGGAACUGUAGAUAAUUUGCUGUAAUUUCAAGGCACGAGAAUUGCGUAGUAACUAAUCGUGGUAUCAUGACAUUAUUGAUGACAACAUUUUACGAUACCCCUGAAUCGCAAUGUUUUGCAAACAAUGUAGAAGCCACAGAAAAUGUAGAAGCCACAGAAAAUUGCAAUACAGUAUUAUUGUUGACUUUAUUCCAACAACAACAAUAAUAUCACAAUACAGAGAUAAUUGAUUUAUUAGGAUAAAAAACAUAGCAAUUGUACAUAGUUGGCUGUCAUUUCUAGGCAUGGUAAACACGGUAACUAAUCGCGGUAUCGUUAUAUUAUUAUUGGCAAAGUAUUACAAUAAUCUAUAUAUUGAAUGUUUGCCAACAGUAAUCCUAAUCGUGAUAGCUGAUCUUGGGGCGGAAAACACAAUUAUACACAUUUGGACAUAAUUUCUAUAUAUGCUGUUGCGGGAUGGCUACUGUACCGUAUCGCGAUAUUUUCAUGUUUAAAACGAAAACAGAACGCAGCCAGACUACGUUACAUUCUUUGUUUUUUGAAGUUAUGUUAGGUAGGUAGGCACUAAAAUACGAAAAUAUUACGGAAUCAUCUUUAUUUGUUGUUUUUGACGUGUCUGCGGUAGAUAAUAAACUGGCCGCUGUACAGUUGGGAUAUUUGCGUGUACGACUCUUAGGCUGCGUUACAAACUAGUAUACUCCAGCAGGCAUCACAUGUUCUGGGUCCACUGGCAAUACAUACCCCAUGUAAGUACCAUUUGGAUUUUCUUUGUGCUCGUAGGAAAAAUUAUCCAGGUCUUUGAAGUUAUUUUUCACUCAUAAUUUCAGGGGUGCAGAGAAGUUUGUUUUAAUAAAUGAUUUUUUUUUUUUUUUUUUUUUUUUUUAAAAGGCCUCUGACUGACUGUAGCCUCUUGAGAUCCUCUUUCAGAUGAAUAACUGUGACUUUGCAUCAUGAAUAGUAUAUUAUUUUGAAUGUAAUCCAGAAGGCCGGGGACCUCUUUUGAAUGUAAUCUGUCAUGUGGGAUUAGGGGGUAGUAAUAAUUGUUUUUGUAUAUAUGUGGUAAAAGGGACAAAAAUAGCAUUUUCAUUAAUGUGCAGAUUCAUUUUACUUAUUGUGCAAAUACAAAGACUGCGUGUGUGUGUGUGUGUGUGUGUGGGUGCGCGCGCGUGUCUUAGAGAUGAUGUGUGUGCGUUUCUACGUACACUCGGAUGCAAGACUGUGUGUGUGAGGCAGAUUUAACUUCGCUUUAAUCUAUCAAUCAAUCAAUCAAUCAAUCAAUCAAAUGCUUUGUGCAUCAUGUGAGUAGCUUAACCACCAUUAAUGGAGAUGUUCCUUGUGAUACUGUGUAUUUAAUAAAGGUGGUA
Messenger RNA from Phycodurus eques (leafy seadragon), 6218 nucleotides. RefSeq names its product neurotrophic tyrosine kinase, receptor, type 2b (gene ntrk2b). The transcript is spliced from 17 exons. Gene Ontology annotation, cellular component: plasma membrane; axon; signaling receptor complex. NCBI's taxonomy places the organism in Eukaryota, Metazoa, Chordata, Actinopteri, Syngnathiformes, Syngnathidae. The record is from RefSeq and is a predicted model, not a curated record. The coding region runs from base 6 to 2372 and encodes 788 amino acids. Gene Ontology annotation, molecular function: ATP binding; brain-derived neurotrophic factor receptor activity; brain-derived neurotrophic factor binding. Gene Ontology annotation, biological process: regulation of phosphatidylinositol 3-kinase/protein kinase B signal transduction; trans-synaptic signaling by neuropeptide, modulating synaptic transmission; protein phosphorylation.